This is a messenger RNA of Balaenoptera ricei (Rice's whale), 1349 nucleotides long. It is a transcript of the gene GPX7, whose product is annotated as glutathione peroxidase 7. Lineage: Eukaryota; Metazoa; Chordata; Mammalia; Artiodactyla; Balaenopteridae. The transcript is spliced from 3 exons. The record is from RefSeq and is a predicted model, not a curated record. Bases 1 to 729 code for a protein of 242 amino acids. Gene Ontology annotation, biological process: response to oxidative stress. Gene Ontology annotation, molecular function: glutathione peroxidase activity.
AUGGGGAGACUGAGGUCCAGAGCCCGGCGGUCCACCGCCCGCGGAGAAGAAGGGGGCGCGUCCUGCCCGGCUGGCCGCUUGGAGCCGGGGCCGCCUCCUCCCGCCCCCCGCGCCCGUGACCCCAGCCCUGCCUUUGCCCUUGCCACGCCGCUUGCUCGGGAGCGAGUCAUGGUGGCGGCACUGGCGGCAGGGUGGCUGCUGCUGGCGGCUGCGGCCUGCGCGCAGCGGGAUCAGGACUUCUACGACUUCAAGGCGGUCAACAUCCGGGGCAAGUUGGUGUCUCUGGAGAAGUACCGCGGCUCGGUGUCCCUGGUGGUGAACGUGGCUAGCGAGUGUGGCUUCACAGACCAGCACUACCGGGCCCUGCAACAGCUACAGCGGGACCUGGGGCCUCACCACUUCAACGUGCUUGCCUUUCCCUGCAACCAGUUUGGCCAGCAGGAGCCCAACAGCAACAAGGAGAUUGAGAGCUUUGCCCGCCGCACCUACAGUGUCUCUUUCCCCAUGUUUAGCAAGAUCACAGUCACCGGCACUGGUGCCCACCCUGCCUUCAAGUACCUGAUCCAGACUUCUGGAAAGGAGCCCACCUGGAACUUCUGGAAGUACCUAGUGGCCCCAGAUGGAAAGGUGAUAGAGGCUUGGGACCCAACCGUGUCGGUGGAGGAGAUAAGGCCCCAGAUUACAGCGCUUGUGAGGAAGCUCAUCCUGAAGAAGCGAGAAGACUUAUAACUACUUUCCCUCCUCUCCCACUGUCCCCUCCCCUCACUGUUCACGAGUGACCAAAGCAAACUCAAAUGGUGCUACAAGGGAGAGACUACUGACUCUCCUUCCUCCACUCUUAUCCCACCUACCCCAUCACUCCUGUCUGGGGAAAAUUCUAGUAGUUUGAUUAUUUGAAACUUAGAGCAACCUGUAAGAACCCCUGACCAGUGACACCUCUUGACCAAUGACUCACCAACCAAUAAGAACCUCUAGCCCAUGAAAACAUGUGGCAAAUAGAGGUACAAGCAAUAAUCUCCUACCUGUUAUGAACUCUGUAAAAUGAGGCCAAUUCCUACCUCACAGGGCUGUUGUGGGGAUGAGGAUGAAAGGCCUAUGAAAGUGCCUAGGGCAGUGCCAGCUAACUAGGAGGCGUUCAAUAAAUGUUUUUUGCAUAUGAACCAAAAAAUAAGUUGUGAUCAAUAAAAACUUGAACCCAACAUGAAUUUCCAGCCGUGAGAAUCCAGGCCAAACAUUUGUUGUUGUUGUUGUUGUUAUUGUUUUCCUAUGUAUUUUUUUCAAUUACCAAAGUGAUACAAAUUCAUUGUAAAAUAAGACGUUACAAAAUAAAAAUGAAACUGUCCCCCUCA